UCACUGAACUGAGGGGCCGAGAGAGGGCGGGGACUGGAGCAAGCUGACUGAUCCCUCCUAGCCUCUCUCACACUUUUCCCCUCAGGUCCCGGCUUGGCGCUACAGCCCUGCGGAUUGACUCCAUCCUAAGCCGAUCUACUGGGCCCUUAUUGCCAUCAGGUUCCUCCUCCGAGUCGGGCCCGCCACUAGAGCCCCCGACAGACCCAUGUUCACCCGGGAUCUGGCGUAAGGCCGGAGGUGCGACCGGGCUCCAUUCUGAGGGACUUGGAUCGGUGUGCUUGAGCUGAGCGGUUUGAGAACCGGGACGGUCCAAUGCGCUAACCUGAGGUGGCGCCAGCCAUUCUGCUGUUCGUCCCUUUGCACUUCUCCAUUUCCUCUUAGGGCUUGAAUGGAGCGUUCUGCUGCAGGCUUUUAAGUGUGUUCUUCGAACCCUGGUCAGUAAUGCCUAGAGUAGCGCCAUUUUGCUGUACGGAAGCUACCAAGCGACGAAGACAGGAGCCUCUCCCCGAGAUACUCCGAAAAAAUGUCACGUCUGGUUUUGGGAAGAGGAGACCCCAAAAUGGGAUCAAGCAAGAAUUAAAGGGCCGGGUUGAUGCUCCUUAAUGCCAUGUCCGGGCCAUCUCUCAUCACGUUCACCCCAGCCACAGACUCCAGUGACCUAUGGAAAGAUGGGCAACAGCAGUUACAGCCUAAAAAGCCAGAGCCCAUCCUGGAUGGGACUGCAGCCCGGGCUUUCUAUGAGGCACUGAUUGCAGAUGAGAGCAGUGUACCUGAAUCCCAGAGAUCUCAGCCUCAUCCAGUCAGGGAGAAAAAGAGGAAGAAAAGAAGAAUGACGAGGGAGACUGCAGCAGAAGUAGUGGCAGCAGGAGCAUCAGGAAGACACGGACAAAGGAGAUCCCUUGAAGCUGAUGACAAAAUGACCCAGUGGAUAUUGAAGGCUGCCCAAGAGGGGGACCUAGCAGAACUUCGAAGGCUGUUGGAGCCCUGUGAGGCAGGGGGAGCUGGAGGGAAUAUCAAUGCUCGGGAUGCCUUCUGGUGGACCCCCCUAAUGUGUGCUGCCCGAGCCGGCCAGGGUGCUGCUGUGCACUAUCUCCUGGGCCGAGGGGCUGCCUGGGUGGGUGUCUGUGAGCUGGGUGGCAGGGAUGCUGCUCAGCUGGCUGAAGAAGCAGGCUUUCCUAAGGUGGCCCAGAUGAUCAGGGAGAGCCAUGGAGAGACAAGGAGCCCAGAGAACCUUAGGCUCCCUUCUCCCUCCCCUCAGUACUGUGAGACCUGUGAUGCCCACUUUGAAGACUCCAACCACUGCACUUCCACUGCUCAUCUGCUGUCACUGUCCAGGGGUCCCAAGCCCCCUAACCUUCCCCUUGGGGUGCCCACCUCCAGUCCUGGCUUCAAGCUGCUGCUGAGGGGAGGCUGGGAACCAGGAAUGGGGCUAGGACCCCGGGGUGAGGGCCGUGCCAAUCCUAUACCCACUGUCCUCAAGAGGGACCAAGAAGGACUAGGUUACAGAUCAGCACGCCAGCCCCGAGUCACACACUUCCUAGCUCGGGAUAUCCAGGCUGUGUCUGGGAGAGAGAGAACCCCUCGAGUGGCCACACUGAGCCAGAGGGAGAUGAGAAAGCAAGAGGAGAAGGACAGGGCCUGGGAGCGGGAUCUGAGGACGUACAUGAACCUCGAUUUCUGACUUUGAUGAAGUCUAAUGCUGGUCUGCUUUGAAGUCUGAACUUCUGCCUCUGACUUGGGCCCUUUGACAUAUUUUCUGGGAUCUGCCCAGGUGCCAGGUUUUGAUCAUUGGACACUGAUUUUGUGAGGAGGGGCUGAGAGUUGAGAAAUAAAUGUCUAUGGUGGUUUCUUUA
This is a messenger RNA of Sciurus carolinensis (gray squirrel), 1853 nucleotides long. RefSeq names its product G-patch domain and ankyrin repeats 1 (gene Gpank1). The record is from RefSeq and is a predicted model, not a curated record. Gene Ontology annotation, molecular function: protein binding; nucleic acid binding. NCBI's taxonomy places the organism in Eukaryota, Metazoa, Chordata, Mammalia, Rodentia, Sciuridae. The transcript is spliced from 4 exons. Bases 593 to 1681 code for a protein of 362 amino acids.